Suillus fuscotomentosus is the source of this 486-nucleotide messenger RNA. RefSeq lists its product as uncharacterized. The coding region runs from base 1 to 486 and encodes 161 amino acids. NCBI's taxonomy places the organism in Eukaryota, Fungi, Basidiomycota, Agaricomycetes, Boletales, Suillaceae. The record is from RefSeq and is a predicted model, not a curated record. The transcript is spliced from 3 exons.
AUGCCCAAUUCACCCCUUCAAGAGACUUUGCGGCGAUGUGUCCAUCUUGGAAGCGAUGUCACACUAAGUACAGAGGGAGAUGAGCUUCGCGAUACCGAGCAGCUCCUUCGAAUAAAGAGAUUGGAGCAUUCAGGAACUCAGACGCCACGUGAGAUUUCACGAUUCAACUUGGAACCGUAUGGUGUAUCUGAAAAAUAUGACCUAGGCACCAACGAAGAAUCCAAAAGCGAAAUAGAAUCGGAGCUACGUCACGUCAAGGAACAGCUGAAAGGCGCGGAAAUUUAUAUUGCUUACCUUCUGGAACGGGUAGCGACAUACAGGCAUAGAUGGCUGGAAGAUUACCACCGCGCUGAGAACCUCGAGCGCUGUAUGCCUGAUUUCGUCUAUGUGCCCCACCUAGAUCAGAUUCCACCGAAUGCCCCUUCUCCUACCUUUGGUCCAGAGUUAUUUAGCUGGGAAGAUGAAGGCUCGGAACCGAAAGCGUAG